Molecule: messenger RNA, 1721 nt
Organism: Sander lucioperca (pikeperch)
Lineage: Eukaryota; Metazoa; Chordata; Actinopteri; Perciformes; Percidae
Gene: lman2lb
Product: lectin, mannose-binding 2-like b
Exons: 8
Coding region: 38-1099 (353 amino acids)
Biological process (GO): Golgi organization; endoplasmic reticulum to Golgi vesicle-mediated transport; endoplasmic reticulum organization
Cellular component (GO): Golgi membrane; COPII-coated ER to Golgi transport vesicle; endoplasmic reticulum membrane
Molecular function (GO): D-mannose binding
Source: RefSeq, a predicted model, not a curated record
UAGUUUUUUCACCCCGCACGUCACAUGUUGUGUAAAGAUGGCUGCCACUGUCAUCAAGUCAGAUCCGCUGGGAAGUUUCUGGCUUUUAUGUCCCAUGUUUCAUUUUGAAAACCUCCGGAAAUUAACCUGUUUGUUUGUUAGCGUUUGUAUUUUAAUAAGUCCGUCGCUGGCAGACGAACAGGACUUUAUGGAGGACUUUCUGAAGCGGGAAUAUUCUCUGGCAAAGCCGUACCAUGGCUUGGGGUUCUCCAGCUCCUCCCAGUGGGAUCUGAUGGGCACUGCCAUGGUUACCCCGGAGCACGUGAGGCUGACCCCUGACAUGCAGAGCAGACAGGGAGCUGUUUGGAGUCGAGUUCCUUUGUUGGUGCGGGAUUGGGAGCUUAGGGUGCACUUUAAAAUCCAUGGCGUGGGAAAGAAGAACUUCAAUGGAGAUGGCAUGGCUAUCUGGCUAACCAAAGACCGCAUGCAGAAUGGUCCUGUGUUCGGCAACAUGAACAACUUCAUUGGACUGGGGAUAUUUGUGGACACCUACCCCAAUGCUGACAAGAGCCAUGAUAGGGCUUUCCCGUAUGUCUCAGUGAUGCUGGGGAACGGGACUCUGUCAUAUGACCACGAUUCUGAUGGACGGCCCACUGAGCUCGGAGGAUGUACGGCUAUGGCGCGCAACGCAGUCCACGACACCUUUCUCCUCGUCAGAUACUCCAAACAGCGCCUGACGCUGCUGGUGGACGUUGAUGGUAAGCAAGAAUGGAAAGACUGUGCUGACAUCACAGGCCUGUGGCUGCCUGCCGGCUACUUCCUGGGUGCGUCCUCGGCCACCGGAGACCUGUCAGAUAACCAUGACAUCAUCUCCAUCAAGCUGUACCAGCUGACAGUAGAGAGGACGCCUGAGGACGGGGACCAGGACCAGGACGAGGUCACUGUCCCCAGAGUGGACAACAUGGAGCAGUUCCAUGUGGAGGUCCAGGAGGAAGGGAUGAGCGGAGUGCAGUUCUUCUUCACCCUGGUCUUCUCCAUCCUGGGCCUGGCUGUGCUGGCCGUGGUAGGCCUGGUCCUUUACGGCCGCUGGAAGGAAAACAGACGCAAACGCUUCUAUUGAUCAGAAAAACCUUCAGAAUGUAUGUUUCCUAAUCAACAUAUACCACUCAGUGCAAAGACUGCCAUAGCUUACUGAUGCAUACAGAGGAGUGACCAACCUAAUGGGUCUGAAGCCCAGAGCCAAGAGAACACAAAGAGCCAGCGGCCACAUAUUCUUUUUUUGUCUGAGUUAUGGAAGAUUAAUGAGAUAAAGCUGCUUUAGUGGAAAGUCUUCUGUUGAAACUGGAUCAUGUCAAUGGCACUGCAACACGUGCACUAACUGAGACACUGUAGAUUUAACAUAUGAGUUUCACCAGCAGGAAGACAAACCUCAAAAUCCCAGAUGCUGUGUGUAGUUUACUGACAUCAUGUUUAAAGUGUAAUUACCUCUGACUGCCACUUGGUGCUGCCAAAGUGCAGCCUUAAUUUGCUGUGGAGACCGAUCAAGCUGUGGAUCAUCAGAGACUUGUUCUUGCUGCACUGAAAAGUCCAAAUGUUUGAGCUGCCAUGUAUUUGAGAUAAAAUAAGACAGAAAAAAGAUGUAAAUGUAUGAUUAAUGAAACAUCACGCUCUAUGCUGUACGUCAAAGAAAGAAUGGGUGUUGAGCUAGGACCAAUAAAGACGAGCCCUAACUCCGUGUUCCA